This is a messenger RNA of Botrytis sinoallii, 1152 nucleotides long. RefSeq lists its product as uncharacterized. Lineage: Eukaryota; Fungi; Ascomycota; Leotiomycetes; Helotiales; Sclerotiniaceae. The record is from RefSeq and is a predicted model, not a curated record. The coding region runs from base 1 to 1152 and encodes 383 amino acids. The transcript is spliced from 4 exons.
AUGCGUCCCGUCAUCAUCGCUUCGGCUUUUGCAGCUUUGGCCUUUGCCAAUCCACUUCCUCAAGACAUGGAUUUGGGUGCCAUUGAUGCUCUCCCACAAGCUGAAGUCUCUUCUGCUCCAGUCGACGUCUCUUCCCAAGUUGUCGCAGUUAAACCAGUUUCUGAUGCCGUCCUUGAAGGAGCUGCGGCAGUGAAUGAUGUUGCUGCUCCAGACGGAGUCGCCAGAAAGCGCGAUCUUGUCAAACGCGAUUGCGAGCAACAACCUCUCGGCUAUGGUCCAAAUUCUAAACCAGACACCGCCGAUGCUUUCUUAGCCGACCCUCAAUACAACAAGAUUGCCUCCAAAGCUCCUACUCCACAAGGUUACACCCUUGCUUUCUCUGAGCUCAAAGGUUCUACCCAUACCACCUCGUAUCUUGAUGGCUGCAUUGCCUUCAACAUCUAUAUUGAACGUGAUCCCACUGUCGAUCCUGGCUACAAGUGCUCCAACCCACCAUCCACCAUCAACUACAAGUGUGCAAAGUGGGGUGUUCAAAUCAAGAAGGAGACUGCUACCAAUACUGUCCAAUACAGAAAGGACUUCCGCGUCGUCAUUUCCGGAUCCAAUGGAUACAAUAAAAGAUAUUCCCCAGAACCUUGUGAUAAAUACAAUGGCCCAGUUUCUCUCGAAGGAGCCAUGCAGGCACCUCUCGAUCCAGUCACCAAGACUGAUACCUACAUGGGCUACAAAUUCUUCUCCUUUGACGAUGUCAAAACCUACGAGUACGGAGUCGUCGCCUGCACAUCCGCCUGCACAGCGCAAUCCAAAUACAACCUUGAGCAUCCUCCAUCCUCUGGCCACCCCGCCAUCUGCAACCAAGUCGUGGUCUACGUAUUGAGUCAAAGCAACAAGCCUCAAGGAAUCUACUGCUCCAUGUAUACCGAAGUCUGGGCUCCCAACCACGCAACCAACUAUGGCCAAUGGAGAGGAUCCGAGUACUGGUCUGUUAGCCAGGCGUACUCCUAUAGCAGAGCAGACUAUGAUUCCAAGUACCCCAAGGCCAUCUGUGAUGUUGGAGGAUGUCCAGCGGAUUCCUACAAGGGCGGUAACUGGGGCGGAUGGGGAUCCGAGAAGAAAUGUAAGUCCAAGAGAUCGAAGACUGUGACUUUGUGA